Messenger RNA from Mya arenaria, 1846 nucleotides. RefSeq lists its product as uncharacterized. NCBI's taxonomy places the organism in Eukaryota, Metazoa, Mollusca, Bivalvia, Myida, Myidae. Bases 109 to 975 code for a protein of 288 amino acids. The transcript is spliced from 2 exons. The record is from RefSeq and is a predicted model, not a curated record.
AUUAUAUUUAAAGUUGAUAUAAAUAUCAAUAAUAUAAAUUAACGAAUUGAAAGGAAGUGAAAGUGCUGAAAUAUUAAAGACGAUCAUAAUUAUAUACAGUGAAAGAAAAUGGGACGUGCCAAUUUGUCAAUUGUGAGUUUUAACUCAUCCAGAAGAGGACUCAAUUCAUUGAAGACAUCGGAAAGGAGCACAUAUCUUAAGAGCAUUUUUGAGGGAUCUUCGCCCGAUAGUUGUCUACUCCCCGGCGAUGACAAAGCUAUGUCUAUGAAUGCUGUGGUUGGCUACGGACAGUAUCAGGUCAUAUCGGCCGACGGGACAGUUCUGUUGUAUGACAAUAAAAGGAUUAGUAUGAGUGAACCACAGGUCAGUCUGAACAGUUUUGGACCACUGCCGGAACUUUACACAUACAAAAUGGUGUGCCCCAGUGUUCAAGUGUUGGAUGGACGGUCCGUUGUAAAAGAGUUUUCGCUCGUGUCCUGGAAAUACACAAUGUUUACGGAAUCUAAGGAAAGGACAAGGACCCUUGAAAGUACGAUAGUUUUUUCUCAAAGGCUUGCAUUUUCAACCGGAAAACCUGUUUUUAUUGGGGGUGAAAUGGCCAUCGAUUGCGAAACCAUUCAAACGAUAACGACGAACCUUUCGCAGAAGGGAAAAGAAAGGUUUUUGUCUGACGCCCAGUCUGAAAUGGUAGAGCACGCCUUCCUACCGUCCACGACAAGUGCCACGUUUCGGGACAGGCGACAUCUCUUUGAACUGAAACUGUACAGAUGCAAAAGUGGUCCAAUGCUUUCUUCAAGCGGAAGUCAACCUGAUUGCUUCAUUUCUUCUAAGAUCCUGGAGCUCUCCGAAGCAAAGCUGGUAGACGUGGAGAAGGUCUGUAGCAGGCAGUGUAAACUAGAAACGCUGCGAAAGAUCUGCCCUACGGAGACGACCGUGACCAUUCCCCAGCGUCCACCACGGCACCAGGGUGGCUAAUAUUAUUUACUGAAUAAUAUCCGACAGCUCAAGAAAGACAUCCGUCGAGUGAAUGUUAUUUGCAAACUCUUUUCAUGCCUACUGAACGUUUAAUGUGUUUUAAAAUCGACUUUUUCUACGAAAACAACUGUGAAUUUGUGAUAGGCUUUUGUAUCGAAUCUGGUCGUAUUGAUCGGAAUCGGAGGCCAAAAACUUAAAUACUGGCCAUAACUAAAAAUACAUUCAAGAUAUUCAAGUGCAACUGUGUACACGUAUUAAUACAAAUGCGCACAUUUGUAACAAUGCUAUUCACUUAGGAAUAAUAACUUUUAAACUAAAACAACAGACAAACAUUAAUUUGCAUCUGCAUUUAUCGCUAUUGUUUAAGGUAUUGUAACAGAAAAUAUAAAAAAAAUAAUAUUAUCGCUGAUGAUAAUAAAUAUCGAUUACCUGCAGUUACACCAUCGGAAACAAUGGACAUUACAACAUAGUGUCAAUAAAGAGUUCAAUGAAUGUUUGACUGUUUUUAAUUGUUUUAUGCACUAAAUGAUAACAUUUUUAAGAUUAAGCUUUUUGAAGUGGACAGUUUUACUGAUUAUAUAAACAAGUUAAAAGUUGAUUGUUACGUUCACAGUUUUUACUACGUGUUAUGCGUUUUUGUAAGAUAACUAUACAUUGUCAGGCUAGUAGCAAACAUGUUAUCUUUAAAUGAAACCGGUUUUGUAUCAGUCAGUGGCGAAACAAAUAUAAAUAAAUCUGAUCAGGGACACAAUGCUUGAUGCUAAACGCACUUGGGUGCAUAUUCCUUAAAAACAUGUUUUUUUUUGUAGUUAUUCUUUUGAUAAACAUAAUACAGCCUUCUUAUGUACAUGCUUGUAACUCAGGAUUCUAU